This is a messenger RNA of Caenorhabditis angaria, 5350 nucleotides long. NCBI's taxonomy places the organism in Eukaryota, Metazoa, Nematoda, Chromadorea, Rhabditida, Rhabditidae. The record is from the annotation of a GenBank genome assembly.
AUGUCAGCAGCACUUGAUGAAAUUGAUCUGAAUUCCUUGCGGGUGAGUAUUCAUUUUCUGUUGGUUUUCAAAAAAUUAAUAUGAAACAAGAAACCCAUCGUUUAUUCUUUUUCAUUUUUGAAAAGUACACAUAUAGUCAUAAGGAAAGCUACUAAAAAGAGAAGAAAGAAAAAUGAGACUUUUCCAAGAAAACGAAAAAAAGAAAGAAGAAGAAAAAUGGCCGGAAUGCUGUUUUAUUAUCUUUUUUUCAAAAAGGGAUAUGCUAAUUUGAUUGGAACAUUUCUAUUUUCUUAAAUUUUCUGAAAAAAAACUGAAGUAAUCAAAUAUAUGGCAUUCCAGUUUUUUCAAAACGCAAGAUUGAGAUCUUCAGAAACAAAUUAGUUCAAGCACAGAUCAAGUUCCUGUCAAUAUUGUUUUUCAAUUUGAAUUUGAAUUUUUGAUUUGGUCCAUGGGGUGGUCUCAAAUCUCAUUGAUGUUUGGGUUACGGACCUGUUCUGCAUUUUAUUGGCUAAAUAUCAGAACAACAGCCACAAUUCUAUCUGAGAAUGCCAGUCUUGAACUUCAAUAGUUUCGAAAUUCAAAAUACCACUGGUUUUUCGGCAUCCCUUCAAAGUUUUUUUUCGAGUAAAUGUAUCCUCAAAAUUAACAGAAUAUUUUCAGAAAGUUUUGCAGUUGCUAUCUUUUAUCUCUUAUUAUGAAAUUUAUCAAUUCUCUUUUAUCUAACAGAACCUUCGCAAAAAAGUUCAGCUAAGAUUUACUCAUCAAAAAAGCUUCCAAACAAUUUCGCAAUGUCCAUCCAGCACAUCACAAAAAAAAGAGUACACUCUCUAAAAUAUAUAACAGCAACACAGAAAAAAAAGUUUUUGUGUAACACCAGAGGGACCAAUUGCUGAAAUAAAACAAUUCUUUUAUUUUUUUGCAGGAUCCCGCGGGAAUUUUCGAGCUUAUUGAAGUUGUUGGAAAUGGAACUUAUGGUCAAGUAUAUAAAGGAAGACAUGUGAAAACAGCUCAACUUGCUGCUAUCAAAAUUAUGAACAUAAAUGAGGAGGAAGAAGAUGAAAUUAAACUUGAGAUUAAUAUGUUGAAAAAAUACUCACAUCAUCGAAAUAUUGCAACUUAUUAUGGAGCGUUUAUCAAGAAAUUACCUUCUUCUACUGGUAAACAUGAUCAAUUAUGGUUGGUUAUGGAAUUUUGUGGAAGUGGUUCAGUUACGGAUCUUGUUAAAAAUAGUAAAGGAGCAACAUUGAAAGAAGAAUGGAUUGCUUAUAUUUGUAGAGAAAUUUUAAGGGUUCGUCAGUUUUUGAGAGUAAAUUAAACCAAAAUUCUUUAAUAUUCUAGGGUUUAUAUCAUUUGCAUCAAAACAAAGUCAUACAUCGUGAUAUCAAAGGUCAAAAUGUGUUAUUGACAGAUAGUGCUGAAGUCAAACUUGUUGACUUCGGUGUGUCUGCUCAAUUAGAUAAAACAGUUGGAAGAAGAAACACAUUUAUUGGAACACCAUAUUGGAUGGCUCCUGAAGUUAUUGCAUGCGAUGAGAAUCCGGAAGCAACAUAUGAUUCAAGAUCCGAUUUAUGGUCUUUAGGUAUGUAUUGGUAUUGAGGGGGGGGUAAAGGUAUUAUCCAAUUGUUCAAUAACAAACAAAUAUGGCAAAUUGUAACAUUUUCGGUGGGGGUCGAAAUGUUUAUUUUGUCAGUCAAUGUUAGUCAAAUAGAAGACAAUGUACUAAUGUUUUUAAACACACUCACACUCACUCGUUCACAAUUUUAAGAGGGGUUAUUUGAUUUCAGGUAUCACAUCACUUGAAAUGGCCGAAGGACAUCCGCCACUUUGUGAUAUGCAUCCGAUGCGAGCAUUGUUUUUGAUUCCAAGAAAUCCGCCACCAAGACUGAAACGAACCAAAAAAUGGAGUAAAAAGUUUGAAGGAUUCAUUGAAACAGUUUUGGUCAAAGAUUAUCAUCAAAGACCAUAUACAGAUCAAUUAUUGAGACAUCCAUUUAUCAGAGAACAACCACAAGAAAGAACAGUAAGAAUAUCAAUCAAAGAGCAUAUUGACAGAUAUAAACGGGUGAAUAGUAAAAAAGAUGAUACUGAUUAUGAAUAUUCGGGAAGUGAUGAAGAAGAAUCAUCAAAUCAACGAGGACCAUCAAUUGUUAAUCGCGAUGAUUCGGAAAGUUGUUCAAUGAUUCCAAUGGAUAACACUUUGAGAAAAGGUUUUCAACGAUUACAAGAAGCAUCAAGAGGUCUUCAAGAAUCUGGACCUCAGCAACUUCGCCGAUUACCAGCACAACCACCACUUAUCCCAUCUUCAUCUCAAUAUCGAUAUGCGCCAGAUUCUCGCCGUGAAGCUGAAGUCAAGCUUCGAGCUGUCGCUUCAUCUCGCGGUCCAGCUGAUGGUUCAAGACAAUCCCCAGCUUCAAGACAACGUCCAGUGUCUCAUCAUCAACGAUCUCCACAACAAUCUCAUCCAGCUGCUCCACAUUUAGCUGAUCUUGCAAAUUAUGAAAAACGGCGUAGAUCGGAAAGAGAAGAACGACGAGAAGCUCGUGAUAGAAGUAAGACUUUUGAAUACAGUAGCCUUGAGACUUAUAAAAAUCAUUUUAGGUCAACAUCACGCAGUUCCAGUUGCUCGAGUAUCAGCAAGUGUUCCUGCUCCACAACAAUCAAGAAAGAUGAGUGAACCACUUUUAAUCGGACAUCACGCAAAACCAGAAGAUUUGGAUGCCCUUGCUAGUGAAUUGAGCAAAAUUGGAAGUCAUCGAAAUGGAAGAUCUCGUGAAGAAAGUAUGAGUCCACCUCCACCAGCUCCGCCACCGCGAGAAGCUUCAAUUUCAACAAUUACUGACAGUGUUGAAGAUAUUAUGAAUGGUGAAGAUACUUUGCGAGGACCAAAUAAACCGUUGCCACCAACUCCAACAGAUGGUGAAAAUACAAUUUUGUCAGAAACUAGAAGAAAUGGGAACUCGAAUGGUAAUAAUAUUGAUCGAUCAAUCAUUAAAGCCAAAAGUAUUUCUGAAGUUCCUUCUGGAAUUAUUAAUCUUGACGAUGAUGAGCUCACUGACUCAGAUAAUGAAGAAGCAAAUGAACCACUCAUGUUCAAACCAAUUGUAAGUUUUAGAAUUGAACUUUCUAUUUGAUAUUUUAUAAUUGAUUUUACUUAUAGAAUGCAUCAAGUAGCCGUAGUGCACUUCCCGAUCUUCUUCCAAAAUCUCCACAACUUCGCCGAAACAUCAAUGAGCAACAAAGACAACUCAGCGAUGAACGAGGAGAUGAGGUAAGUAUAUUUUUUCUUGACAGAUAUUUUUGAAAAAAAACAACUAAAAUAUAGAGCGCAUCACUGUUUGGAAGUUUUUACGUAAGUAUAUUCGAAAAAGUUCUGUUGUGAAAUCCUUUUCAGUUUUAUUUAUCUAUCUGUGUUUGGUACAAAAACUUUUUUCUUGGUUUUUAUAGCAUGAAAUUUUCAAUAAAAAACCUCACCUUUGAUAAUUUCAGCAGCCAAAUGGAUCUUUUGCUCAAAACAUCGAACGUGCUGGUUCCAUAACCCAACCAUUCUCACAAAGAGAUCGCGAAAAAUCGUUUGUUGGAUAUUUUGGUGGAGGUGCUGCUGGAAAUGGAGGUGGAACUGUUAAUAGACCAGGACGUCCACAAGACACCAACCAAGUUCAAGUUAACGUGAAUCCAAAUUCAAAUGGAACUGCAAGUGAAAAUGAUGCUCCAGAGAUUCGAAAAUAUAAAAAGAAGUUCAGCGGUGAAAUUUUGUGCGCCGCAUUAUGGGGUGUUAAUUUAUUGAUUGGUACCGACAGCGGUUUGAUGUUGUUGGAUCGAUCCGGACAAGGAAAAGUAUAUCAGUUGAUCAAUAGACGACGAUUUGAUCAAAUGACCGUUUUGGAAGGUCAGAAUAUAUUAGUUACAAUUUCUGGAAGAAAACGAAGAAUUCGUGUUUAUUAUUUGAGCUGGCUCAGACAGAAAAUUUUGAGAACUGAGGUAAGAUCUUUGAAAUUUUGUAAAAUCAGGGGUUAGUUUGGAAUAGCUAUCCAAAUGAGAAAAAAAACAUAUGGCGGAAAUGAUGAAAUCUUCACAAAUUCUGUGUACUUCUCUUGAAGAACAUUUUCCAAGAGAAGUACACACACGUGUGUGUUUCGAAAUAUUCUCUCUGUUUUUCUCUUCCUGGUUUGAAGAAUUUUUAAAUUGUCUAAAAUAUCUUUCAAAUACCAAAUGAUGUCUGAAAAUUUUGCAUUCAAUUUUUUACAGGGUGCUGGCACCGCAAACACAACAGAAAAACGAAAUGGCUGGGUGAAUGUGGGUGAUCUUCAAGGUGCAAUUCAUUUCAAAAUUGUGCGAUAUGAACGCAUCAAAUUCCUUGUCGUUGGCCUCGAAUCUUCAAUUGAAAUCUACGCCUGGGCACCAAAACCCUAUCAUAAAUUCAUGAGUUUCAAAGUGAGUUUCCCUUCUUCGAACUUUUUCAAGACAUUCAAAUAUUUAUGAUUUUUAGUCGUUUGGAAGUUUGACUCAUGUGCCGCUUAUUGUCGACUUGACAGUUGAGGAAAAUGCAAGAUUGAAGGUUCUUUAUGGGUCUCAUGAGGGAUUCCACGCCAUUGAUUUAGACUCGGCCGCUGUUUAUGAUAUUUAUACACCAAAUAAUGUAUGUUUUUUUUGGAUAUGGUCUUUUUCUAUGCUAGAAAAAGGGGUUAACAAAAAAACGUGAGGAUUUUCAGACUGGACAACAACAAACCACACCACAUUGCAUUGUUGUACUUCCAAAUUCAAAUGGAAUGCAAUUAUUGUUAUGUUAUGAUAAUGAAGGAGUAUAUGUGAACACUUAUGGAAAAAUGACCAAAAAUGUUGUACUUCAGUGGGGUGAAAUGCCAAGUAGUGUUGGUGAGUUUUAUCUACAGUUAAAUUACACGGUCUUCUAGAGGGUGAAGUGAGAAAUACACAAAUUUGCAAUCUGGCAGUUUCCUAUUGAUUUUUAAUCACAGUCUUUUCAAUUAAAAAAAAAUAAUAAACGAAAUACUGCUAAAAAUGAAAAAAAAUGAAAAAUGUGAUAUGACCUUAAUCUAUUUGAUUUUCAGCGUAUAUCUCAACUGGUCAAAUCAUGGGUUGGGGUAACAAAGCGAUUGAAAUUCGCUCUGUCGAUACUGGUCAUUUGGAUGGUGUAUUUAUGCAUAAAAAAGCGCAAAAACUCAAAUUCCUGUGUGAGAGAAAUGAUAAGGUAAGUUUACUCGCUGCCAAACUUUCCCCUUAUUUUUAAUCUAAAAACGUUUUCUUUCAGGUGUUCUUCUCAUCGGCAAAAGGUGGAGGCUCUUGUCAAAUCUAUUUCAUGACUCUCAACAAACCAGGAUUAUCAAACUGGUAG